AUGGUCAAGAAGGGUGAUGAGAAGCUAAGGUUCCUCAUGCGGCAUUUGCCUGGCAUGAAGGAGGUACCUGUACCCAAACCUGGGGGGAAGCCCCAUGCCUCCUACGUUUUCAAGCACAUGAAGUUUCCGCGCGGCCACACCUUCUUGGUACAGGGCAAGAUC
Symbiodinium pilosum is the source of this 162-nucleotide messenger RNA. The record is from the annotation of a GenBank genome assembly. Lineage: Eukaryota; Dinophyceae; Suessiales; Symbiodiniaceae.